Cynoglossus semilaevis (tongue sole) is the source of this 3009-nucleotide messenger RNA. It is a transcript of the gene pptc7a, whose product is annotated as protein phosphatase targeting COQ7 a. Bases 443 to 1336 code for a protein of 297 amino acids. The transcript has 6 exons. The record is from RefSeq and is a predicted model, not a curated record. Lineage: Eukaryota; Metazoa; Chordata; Actinopteri; Pleuronectiformes; Cynoglossidae. Gene Ontology annotation, cellular component: mitochondrion. Gene Ontology annotation, molecular function: protein serine/threonine phosphatase activity. Gene Ontology annotation, biological process: protein dephosphorylation.
GUGACGUCAGAGCAGUCACAAGACUCCAUUAGCAGCAGUUUAUCUAUUGCUCCUAAAGCUGCGUCUCUACUUAACUGACAGCAUGGACUCGGAUAAGCGGCAUCUACAGCUCCACGGCAGGAGUAGUCUGGGAGAAGAGUGAAUUUUGGAAAUAUUCCUCUGUACAUAUACUCUCAGAAACUGCGUUUAUUUUCUAACAACAAACGGCUUGGUCUACAUGCGUGCCUGGCGGCUGUUAACGGCGGCGUUGUCCGGUUGAAAAGCUCGCCGCUCGGCUCGUCAGCGGUCACCACCUUUUGCAGCUACUUAGCUUAGCUUUUGUAGGUUUAGUAGAGUCGACACUGCUGUAUUUGAACGCUGACGGUGAAGCUAAGCUAGCUCGACUGCUAGCUUGGCCGGUGUUUGUUGGCUAACAGCGGUUUUUGCUGUACUUGAGUGGGUGAUGUUGUCUGUGCUGUCAUACGGUAGACUGGUGGCCAGAGCUGUCCUCGGCGGACUCUCUCACACAGACGGCCGUGACUACAGCCUUGUGACAGCGAGCUGCGGCUUCGGCAAAGACUUCCGUAAAGGCAUUCUAAAGAAAGGAAUGUGUUACGGGGAUGAUGCCUGCUUCAUCGCACGACACAGAUCCGCCGAUGUUUUGGGUGUAGCUGAUGGAGUCGGAGGCUGGAGGGACUAUGGUGUUGACCCAUCACAGUUUUCAAGUACGCUCAUGAAGACAUGUGAAAGGCUGGUGAAGGAAGGACGCUUCAUUCCUAGCAAUCCUGUAGGGGUCUUGACGACCAGCUACUAUGAGCUGCUGCAGAACAAAGUGCCACUGCUUGGCAGUAGCACAGCCUGUAUAGUGGUCUUGGACCGACAAAGCCACCAGCUGCACACAGCCAACCUGGGAGAUUCAGGCUUCCUGGUGGUGCGGGGAGGGGAAGUGGUCCAUCGCUCAGACGAGCAGCAGCACUACUUCAACACCCCCUUCCAGCUAUCCAUUGCUCCUCCAGGAGCUGAGGGGGCCGUCCUCAGUGACAGCCCUGAUGCUGCAGACAGCUCUUCCUUUGAUGUCCAGCUGGGUGACAUCAUCCUCACUGCCACUGACGGACUCUUUGACAACAUGCCUGACUAUAUGAUUCUGCAGGAACUGAAGAAGCUCAAGAACACAAACUACGAGAGCAUGCAGAAGACGGCACGCAGCAUCGCAAAGCAGGCCCACGACCUGGCAUACGACCCAAACUACAUGUCACCUUUUGCACAGUUUGCCUGUGACAACGGGCUGAAUGUAAGAGGAGGAAAGCCGGAUGACAUCACAGUGCUGUUGUCCAUUGUAGCGGAGUACACAGAUUAAAGGCAACGGGUGGAGCUGUGACAGCGCCUGCCUCUAAAGGUGAUGAACUGUUGAAGUCCUGCUGGCCAGGAUAAAGAACUAAAGUGACAAGCUCUCCCUGCUAUGGCUGGUUCCACUCUGCCUCAGAACUCUUUUCAAAUAAGAGAGCUGCAGAUUGAAGAGGACAUGGGUCCAGAGAGACUCUUGGGCAGGCUGCAGCCUUAAAGUCCAUUAGUGAUGCAUAGGAAAUGGUAUUUUGGCUUUUUAAUAAACAUGCAAAGGAAUAUGUGUGUGGCAGAUCUGAAGCAUUGUGUGUGUAUAUAAGGGUGUGUGCAGAGAGAGUGUGUAAAUGUGAUGUUUUUGAUGAUGGUUAAAAAAUGUAGUGCAUUUCAUACAUCCAUUUGUAUAAAAUGGACAAAUGGCUUUGUCCAUUUUAUACAAGAGAAAUGGACAAAGCCAUGGUAGCAAAGUCUGGGAGAGUAAAUGUUUCUCUGGUUUUAGAAUUACUACUUUUUUUAAAAAAAACGUGACUGCAUGUAUGUCAGUGUGCAUGAAACGGAUGUAAAGGCUAUAGUUUCCAAAUCCACUGGGCUAUGUUGGUCUUGUGGCCAUAAAACGCACAAAACAUGUUUUUAAAAAGUGAGUGGUGGUCAUGUGACCAAAUAUAUUUUUAUAUUCUCUUUGUACAGUAUCCUAUUGUUGAACUUCUUUGACUGAGCUGUGUAACGGAGUAGUUUUUAAGGAUGUUGCUCACAAUCAAGAUUUUGUUUUUUAUCCCCUUUCUCUUCUCAAAGCUACAGUUAGAAAAACUAAAACAAUGUUCCUACUGGUUUGAGUUAAAAAAAAAAAAAAAGCUCUUUAUCACAGGGUUUAUUUUCUUUUAAACAAAAAAAGUCCGUUUUACCCUAACUUAUUGAAAAUGGGCCUUUUGUCUAGUGUUGGUACUGAGAGAUGCAGAUAAAAGUAGAGUACAAGUGUCAAAAGUUGUGUCCCAUGUCUUGGUCGACAGCCAGUGUUGGCUACAUACAGAAUGUCGGCCAGAACUGCCCAACUGCUGACAUUAAUGAAGCUCUGACCUAUAAUCAAGGCUGCAACCAAUAUUAACUGGUGAUGCAUAUCUUUGUAGGUUAAACAAUGACAUGUCCUUCAAAUGUAGGCAGCCCAUCUCAACUGCAGAUCAUGAAUUGGGACACAGCUAAACUGUUCAGGAGCCAUAAAAGAAAAAUUCCCCAUCAUUCCCUGUGCUUUUCUCUGAACAGUCUCCUCAAGUUAUUCUUGUGUGAUCAGUCAACAGCAUAGGAAUGGUAAUAAAGCCAUGUGAGACUUUGAACAUGUCACUGUGGGUCUUAACUUUGUACAAUCUGCACUGUUCAAUAACUAGAUGUGAUCAGUCCAUAUUGGAUGAGGUCAGUGUCAGACACCAGUCAGAAACUCAGCAAUGAAGGUGUCAGUUUUUAUCUUAUCUCAACACUGAAGACAAUCGGAACAGCCUUAAUGAUGCAGCCCAAGACGGUCUAAUUUAAGGACAUCUUUGUUGACACGAUGCUUUCUGUCCGACUUAAAUCUACUGUUAUCUUCACCAUCAUUUUCCUGUUUUGUUACACACAACCACAUCCUGGACUCCACAUCUACUCUCUAUGAAAAAACAUUCACCUGCCUGUACAAGACAUGAAUAAAGGGUAUAUUAUUUAUUA